AUGGCCAGGUCUGGCUCCUCCAGCCUGUCCGGCAGCUCAGUGGACCAGACGGCAAAUCGUGACCGCAUCCAUGACUUCCGGCUCAUCUCGAGGGCGCAGGAGCAGAAGCGGGGACAGGGACAGUGGGACGGUGUCCCUGCACCACCAUCGCCGUAUGACGAAGCACAGCAGACUAUCACUAACGUGCAGGUGAACCAGAAAGUGGGCCUAUUCGAGGCGCACAUCCAAGCACAGAGUGCUGCCACCCUGGCGCCCCGCAGCCCGCGCCUAGGCCGGGCCCGCUCACCCUCUCCGAGCUCCAUCCGCAGCAGCAGCCAGCCCCCGAAAAGGGGCCUGGCUCAGGGGCCCCCCAGCGAGGAACGGAGGACAAAAUCCUGGGGGGACCAGUGUCCAGAGACUCCCGACGUGGACUCCGAGAGGAGAGGUUUCAGCUCGAUCCCCUCGAAGGACAAGGAGGGAGUGGCGCUCCUCCAGGGCUGGGCCAUCCGGACCGAACCAGAUGCUUAUAAUACAGCGGCUUCGCAGAAGAGGGAGAAGGGACCUCCUGCCAGUCCCUGUGGUGACUCACCGGACCUUGCCGUGGAAAUUGACAAAAGUGACACCCCUGUUUCAGAAACUUGGAGCUGUGAAGCUCCUGUAUUGGAGCCUGUCGGACCAAGCUUAGGGAUGGACACAGAAGUAGCAGGGCCAGUCACAUCCGUAGGGCCUCACCGUCCACAUGACACUGCCCUCAUGGAGUGGGCCAGCGAGCCUGGGGACUCACACCCCGGGGAGGCCCUGGUGGAGCGGCAAGGGCAGUUUCUGGGCAGUGAGACAAGCCCGACCCCAGAAUGGGUUGGGCAGUGUGAUGGAGAACCCCGUGGGAAGGCGGGGAGAGGGACUCUGCCCUCUGGCAGCCCCUUCUCCAGGGAGCCUGAAGUCCCUGAAAAGCCGGCAAAGAACCCUGCACCUGUGCCAGGCUUGGAGCUGUCAGAGGCCCUGAGCUGCUCAGCGCUACCUGGACACCUGGGUUCUGUAGGCGCUGGGGAGGCUCAGCCUCUCCCUGACAGAGCCGGGGAAGGGUCUCCCUCCUGGGGCUUGCUUGGGGGCAGUCCCGCAGCACAGCCAGGGCCCAAGCAGGUGGAGGCCCGAGUUCCUUCUGGCAGAAUGUUGGAGCCUCUGCCCUGCUGGGAACUGGGGAAAAGCCUGAAUGAACCCCAGUGCUCUCCCAGGGACGGUGUGCAGCCUCGGGGCUCCAGGCCUUGGCUGCCUCCCAUGGAGGAAGCUGGCCUGGCCAGGACCCCAGGCACAGGGGUACAAAAGAAGGGGACUUGGGAAAGCCAGCUGCAGGAUGGAGAUGCCCGCCCCCGGCCAGAGCAGCUUCCCUUGGACCAGGACAAGCCUUCCUUGAGAGAGGCCUGCAGCCCCAGCAGCUCACCUGCUAUACCUGCCGUCAUCAUUACAGACAUGGGUGCUCAGGAGGACGGCAGCUUGGAGGAGGUGCACGGAAGCCCUCGGGGCAGCCUGCCCCUGAGGAAGCUGUCCUCUUCUUCUGCCUCCUCCACGGGCUUCUCCUCGUCCUAUGAGGACUCGGAAGAGGACAUUUCCAGUGACCCGGAACGCACCCUAGACCCCAACGCUGCCUUUCUUCAUACCCUGGACCAGCAGAAACCCAGAGUGAGCAAAUCAUGGAGGAAAAUAAAAAACAUGGUGCACUGGUCUCCCUUUGUCAUGUCCUUCAAGAAGAAGUAUCCCUGGAUCCAGCUGGCGGGACAUGCAGGGAGCUUCAAGGCCGCCGCCAAUGGCCGGAUCCUGAAGAAGCACUGUGAGGCAGAGCAGCGCUGCCUGGACCGGCUGAUGGCGGAUGUCCUGCGGCCCUUCGUGCCCGCCUACCACGGGGAUGUGGUAAAGGAUGGGGAGCGCUACAACCAGAUGGACGACCUGCUGGCCGACUUCGACGCGCCCUGCGUGAUGGACUGCAAGAUGGGCGUCAGGACAUACCUGGAAGAGGAGCUCACCAAGGCCCGGAAGAAGCCCAGCCUGCGGAAGGACAUGUACCAGAAGAUGAUCGAGGUUGACCCUGAGGCCCCCACUGAGGAGGAACGGGUGCAGCGGGCCGUGACCAAGCCGCGCUACAUGCAGUGGAGGGAAACCAUCAGCUCCACAGCCACCCUUGGCUUCAGGAUCGAGGGCAUCAAGAAAGAAGACGGCUCUGUGAACCGUGACUUCAAGAAGACCAAGACAAAGGGGCAGGUCACCGAAGCCUUCAGGGAGUUCACGAAAGGAAACCAGAACAUCCUGGUUGCCUACCGGGACCGACUGAAGGCCAUUCGAACCACCCUUGAAGUUUCUCCCUUCUUCAAGUGCCAUGAGGUCAUUGGCAGCUCCCUGCUCUUCAUCCAUGACCGGAAGGAACAGGCCAAGGUUUGGAUGAUUGACUUCGGGAAAACCACGCCCCUGCCGGAGGGCCAGACCCUGCAACACGAUGUGCCCUGGCAGGAAGGGAACCGUGAGGAUGGCUACCUGUUCGGGCUGAACAACCUCAUCGACAUCCUGACGGAAAUGUCCCAGGAUGCUCUGUUGGCCUGAGGCCGCCGCUCCUCCUCUCCUCUUGACUUUCCUCCUCGACUUCCUGCCUGCUGCCUGGCCUCAGGCCCCAGAACUGACCCUCCCUAGCUGCACAGCAAGACCCCUGUAGCAGAGGAGAGGCCUUCUCUGUAAAUAGUCACCUUCUAGGAGAAACUUGGCCAGUCAGUUGGUAGCACUGGCAGGGCAUGGAUGGGGUGGCCCUGGGACCCCUGGCAGCACAGGCCCAGGGUGGGCUACCCAUGUGGGCCUGCUGCCCCCUGGUGGCCAAAGUUUUUACCGCUCCCACCCAGAGAGGCCCACAUCCAGGCCAGGCUCCCGUGCCUCUGUGGAAGAACAUGUUGCUUGGGGGCAGAGGACCCUCCAAUGAACAGCCCCAGGGCUUCCAGACGUGCCACGGUGGCCUCUUCAGGGAUGAUAUGGGGAGCCUCCAGCUUCGACCCCGACCUAGGAGCCAGAA
This is a messenger RNA of Fukomys damarensis (Damara mole-rat), 3025 nucleotides long. It is a transcript of the gene Itpkb, whose product is annotated as inositol-trisphosphate 3-kinase B. Gene Ontology annotation, cellular component: nucleus; cytoplasm. The coding region runs from base 1 to 2568 and encodes 855 amino acids. The transcript is spliced from 9 exons. Gene Ontology annotation, biological process: inositol phosphate biosynthetic process. The record is from RefSeq and is a predicted model, not a curated record. Gene Ontology annotation, molecular function: inositol-1,4,5-trisphosphate 3-kinase activity; inositol tetrakisphosphate kinase activity. Lineage: Eukaryota; Metazoa; Chordata; Mammalia; Rodentia; Bathyergidae.